Molecule: messenger RNA, 1652 nt
Organism: Elaeis guineensis (African oil palm)
Lineage: Eukaryota; Viridiplantae; Streptophyta; Magnoliopsida; Arecales; Arecaceae
Source: RefSeq, a predicted model, not a curated record
GACGGAUAGGAGGCUCUCUGAUUUAUGCUACCGGGGACGCAGCUGUCACCCUCCCAUCUGCUUGCUUUAUGCUCUCCCUCCAUGCGAUCCUCUCCUUCUCCGCUCUCUAUAUAUUUCCUCUCCAAAGAAAUCUCUCCAAGAAAAUAGAAAGAGAGUAGUGCUGCAGUCAGGAGACUAGCACCAUUCCUUCUUCCGUGGCCUAUAUUUCAUUGGCUCCAAGAUGGUGCGAUGGCUCGUGGCUCCUCCUUCCGAUCUCUCCGUCUUAGAUCCACAAAGAGGAUGUCUCAAUGGGCAACAACAACAUCAGCAACAAUUGGCUCAUAUUGGAUAUGUUGUUCCUCAUACCACCUCAAUGCAAUCGUUUCACAGCCCUAAUGAUGACAAGAGAAGCAGAAAUAUUAGUUACAUUCACGACCAAAUUGGCGAUCAUGGCAAUGGCUGGCCAAAUCUUGCUGGCACUAAGUAUUUAACUAUUGGUGCUGCCACUACUGGGGAGGAGGAAAAAAGCAUCAAGGAGCAGAGCGACAAUUCGAGGAAGAGAAAGGCUGAGAACAUCUCUCACCAAAAGGUGGGAUGUGGCAACACUGCAGAGGAUGGCAAGAAACAUAAGAGAGUGAAAGAAGACAGAGUAAGAGGAGGAGAAACAGCAGCCAAAGAGAGCCCACGAGCCAACAACAAAAGGGAAGCCUCGGGAGACGCCUCCAAGGAGAACGUAGAGCCACCAAAGACCGACUACAUCCAUGUCAGAGCCCGUCGAGGCCAGGCCACAGAUAGCCAUAGCUUGGCUGAGAGGGUGAGGAGGGAGAGGAUCAGUGAGAGGAUGAAGUAUCUGCAGGAGUUGGUGCCCGGGUGCAAUAAUAUCACAGGGAAAGCCGGCAUACUUGAUCAGAUCAUUAACUAUGUUCAGUCUCUCCAAAGGCAAGUCGAGUUCUUGUCCAUGAAUCUCGCUGCUGUGAACCCGAGGCUGGACUUCGACAUUGAUCAUUUCUUCAACAGAGAGAUAAACGUAGCUUGCAAUUCUGGAGUCAUGCCAGUGACUGAUAUGUCAUCUGAGCAGUUGGACCCGUCUUAUGUUCAGUUCACCUGCUUGCAUCCAACAAGUGCUUGUUGCGGACUUGACAUGGCUAUGGAUUCCUCAGAUAUAGUCCUCCAUAGAACCAUGAGCUUGCCUGCAUCAGUGCCUGGGCCAAUCUUGGAUUCAAGUCUCAAUGUAAUUACUUCUAAAACCAUGUUCAUGAAAUUUAUUAAGAUGAGAGAAUGGAGUAAAAGUAGUAGCCACCUGCCCUUGGUCACAUUUAAAGGACAUUUUCAGGUUCAUGGAUCUUCUUCUUCUUGGAACACUGGCUUGCAGAACCUCUAUGGUGUGGAAGUUCUUCAAGGAAGGGGCCCUGCCUUUCCCUUUCAAUCACUGCAAGGUGAUAUCUUACCUUGCAAUCUCGAAAUGGAGAUGUAAGAAUAUAUAAAAACUUCUUGGAGGUUAAAUAUCCAUUUCGAAGCUCGAAGAUUCUUUACUAAAUACAUAUGUAAAUUGAUCUGAUCAAGCAUGACUACUUCUCAUUGAAAUAAACUCCCAAAGUGAUGUUCAUGUUGAAGGACUGAAAAAAAAAAUCCAUCCAUGUUCUACAACAAGCUGUUUACAAUAAUAUAAGCUU